Messenger RNA from Didymella exigua CBS 183.55, 1323 nucleotides. Its product is annotated as 50S ribosomal protein L2. Gene Ontology annotation, molecular function: transferase activity; structural constituent of ribosome; RNA binding. The record is from RefSeq and is a predicted model, not a curated record. Lineage: Eukaryota; Fungi; Ascomycota; Dothideomycetes; Pleosporales; Didymellaceae. Gene Ontology annotation, cellular component: ribosome; large ribosomal subunit. Bases 93 to 1214 code for a protein of 373 amino acids. Gene Ontology annotation, biological process: cytoplasmic translation. The transcript is spliced from 2 exons.
GCCAUCGCCGUAGGCCAUUGCAGCCAGUGCAGCCAUUGCAGCCCUCUGCACCGCCCAUCCCAUUGUUCUGCCCCUGGGCACAACGCGACAAUAUGCUGCAGCCCCGGAUAUGUCGGUUCCAGCCCUCGCGAUUGGGGAAGUCGCUGCUGGGCGCCCGCAACUAUUCGCAGGGCUUCGAGCAGCUCAUCAAGCCCGCGUCCUUUGCUCCCACUGCAUCCGUCCAGGGCAGCGUGCUGACCGCUGAGGGGCCCCGUAAAGAGAAAUUCACACCACUGCGCACAUACAAGCCUCGCACACCCGGUCUACGUCAUCUCAAGCGCGCCGUCAACGACCACCUGUGGAAGGGGCGGCCGUUCCUGAAGCUCACCAUUGCACGGAAGGGACAGCAUCUGGGAGGAAGGAACAACACUGGACGGGUCACAGUCCGCCACAGGGGAGGAGGACACAAGAGGCGCAUACGUAUUGUCGACUACAAGCGCUAUCUGCCCGGCAAGCACAUCGUUGACCGGAUAGAGUACGAUCCCAACCGAAGCGCACAUCUCGCCCUCGUAACGCGCGUUGAGACGGGCGAGAAGUCGUACAUCGUUGCUGCAGAUGGCAUGCGCGCGGGAGAUGAGGUGGAGAGUUACAGGACCGGUAUCCCCAAGGACUUGAUUGCCAGCAUGGGUGGAACCAUCGAUCCUGGUAUGCUUGCCGCGAAGACAGCAUCGCGAGGCAACUGCCUGCCCAUCCACAUGGUGCCUCUCGGUUCGCAAGUGUUCAAUGUUGGUUCCAAGGAGAAGGGCGGAGGCGUCUUCUGCCGCAGUGCCGGCACAUACGCCAUCAUUGUGAACAAGGAAGAGGUGGAGAAGACGAAAGGCAUGGAGACGAAGAGUGUCAUCAUCCGUCUGCAGAGCGGCGAGAUCCGCAAGGUCGACCCCAACGCGUGCUGCACGAUCGGUGUAGCCAGCAACAUCCAGAAGCACUUUGAAUCGCUCGGUAAAGCUGGACGUUCUCGAUGGCUCGGAAGGCGACCAGAGGUUCGCGGUGUUGCCAUGAACGCAGCUGAUCACCCCCAUGGAGGUGGUCGUGGCAAAUCGAAGGGUAGAGUGCACCCAGUCUCGCCUUGGGGCACACCCGCCAAGGGAGGUUACAAGACACGAUACAAGAGGAACAAGCACACAUGGUUGGUCCAGGAUCGACCACGAAACCAGGGCAAGCGCAGGCCGAGAUAAGCCUUGUGGCCUUGUCGUGUACAAUUACCUGUCUAUCGAACCUGUAUCAUAUAUUGCAUGGCUGCCCCACAAGCUGCCCCAAAUACAACAAUGAACACCCAAUCUUCUC